CAUCCGUUUACAUUACAUAAUGCUACGAAAAAAAGCUGCUACGAAUUUAGUAGUAGGUACUUAUUUCUUGCAAAUAGUUAAACUGACGUUAAACUUAUUUAGGUAUGAUUUACUUACCAGUAUAAUGAGUAAAUAUAAAACACCAUGUAUGAAAUAAACAAAUAAUACCCCGAUAUAGAGUCGGAGGGUGUAAACGCCGUUACAGUCAAAGCAUCCUAUUCACCCUCAUACACUCGACGCCUCGCAUCUCAUUCCUUUCAAAUCUCUACAGAUCUCUGUCAUUUGCGAAUUGAAUCAAAUUGCGAAUGCUUUGUUGCAGGAAAUGAGUUCCGUGCAGGAGGAGAAGCCGCCUCCAGAGGGCCCUACAAAGACCCAUGUGCGAGAUAUAAGGAACACCGAGCUGGUCUCUCGUCUACUUGCUGCUACUCCACCAUAUCUAUACAGUGCGUUACCCCUGCAGCCACAUGCAUUCUUCUUCAGCGAAAUGCUCAGAUCCUUCGUCAACGCACGACACGGCUGUCGGCCCCCGCAUUACCAUCGCCGCUUUAAACGUCGCGCUCACAAAUAUUUUGCUGAAAACGAAACCGAGUUUCGACGAGACUGGCACAAACAAGAGGAGGAAAAGAAAGAACCAGAGACACGACCAGAAGUUCCAUUGGAAUUAACUGUCGAUAAACAUCCGAGGAUGCGUGAUCUUUCGCCGAGAAGGCUCUCUCCAAAGGCCGAACCUACUAAGCCGAGUGGUAGCCCUGGUCCCCCUGGAAGACAGUCCUCGUUCGUGGACGUUGGCACUGAAGAGUUGCCUAAGCCUUCCCCGUGUAUUGGCAGAAAUUCUGCAGAAUCUGCUGCGGUGCCGCCUUCGAACUUGAUUCUCCCACCGCCACCUCCUAUGUGGUACCCUCCGCUCUACAACCCUCAGUUCGGAGUAGAUCCCCUCAAUUUCUUCAUCGACUUGCGCGUUUCUGGACACAUUUAUGACAGAAAAAGAGCUCUGGCUGAAGGUAUCGAUACGAAUAUCUCUCAAGAGGUUCGUCCAGAAGAGGCGAGCUUGGAGAAGCGGCUUGGUCGAGAUUUCGGGCAGAGACCACGACACAUGUCGGCCUUUUCCGUUCCUGUUCGUUCGGGAACCAUCAAUGUGGAUGGACCGGAUAAGUAUUUCGAGCAUCGUUCGAAUUCCGGGCAAGUUAACGGCACUUCUUAUAUUAUGAGGAAUUUGAAACGUGUUUAUGAAGACCUCCAUGCAGGUCGAGACGAUGCAAAGGUUAGCAAGGAAGAAGAUACGAAAGAAGAGUCAUCUGACGUAGAUGAUGACAUCAUGGACUAAGUCUAUGAGUAUGUACUUGUACUUGAAACCUUGUAUAAUAGUGGUUGUAUGUAUUGUAUUAUUACCUAAAAUGUAUCGUUUAUGUUGUAAAUACUCAAAAAUAUAAGUCAUGUAGAAAUAUUUCUAGUCAAUCCUAGUCAUAAUGAGAAAAUUAUAGUACCUUUUGUCCUGAAAUUCCAAUGAUGUUUACUAAAUAAUGUACUUACUCAGCAAGAAAUGUAAUACGCUAUUAAAGUUCCAUUUGAUUGUUUUUGCUUAAUUUUAUUUCAAAAAGUGCU
Messenger RNA from Ostrinia furnacalis (Asian corn borer), 1602 nucleotides. RefSeq lists its product as uncharacterized. Lineage: Eukaryota; Metazoa; Arthropoda; Insecta; Lepidoptera; Crambidae. The transcript has a single exon. Bases 323 to 1324 code for a protein of 333 amino acids. The record is from RefSeq and is a predicted model, not a curated record.